Molecule: messenger RNA, 591 nt
Organism: Drosophila rhopaloa
Lineage: Eukaryota; Metazoa; Arthropoda; Insecta; Diptera; Drosophilidae
Product: post-transcriptional regulator MKT1L
Exons: 1
Coding region: 1-591 (196 amino acids)
Source: RefSeq, a predicted model, not a curated record
AUGUCAGUGCUCCAGUUUGUAUUUCUGCUAAUCCUGGCCAACAGCAAUCGAGCUAUGGCUAUAGAGACCGAAAGGGAUAUGGAUGAGGAUCCUUCCGGACCAGAGCCCAUCGAUGGACGAUCGUUCUUCUUUUUGGGCAGUUUGUUUCGUCGCUGGCGCAAUCGCUGGACUGCCUAUCAUAAUCCGGAUCCGCUGUUUGCAGGUUCUGCUUAUCCAAUAACUGGUUAUUACAAUUGUCCCGUAUACGGCUGCAGUCCGUCGGCCAUUGGUCCACAGCCUGGUUACUACACUACUCCUGGAGGAUUCUACACCAUGCCACUGAAUCAGCAGCAGGCUCAGGGAAACAGCAAUGUCUAUAUCUACCAAAAUGAUCAGAACACCGCUUCAGCUUCAAGUCCAUUUGGAUAUGGAUAUGGAUAUGGUGGAUCGCCACUUAGACCACCAAUGCCCCUGUCUCCGCCGUCUCCUGGAGUUUUGCCGGCCUCCACAGUGGGCACGGCAACGGCCAGUGCCAGCGGCUAUUCUGGACCAGGAGCAGGACCUGGACAACGGCCAGGACCAUUUCCAAUACCCUUACCACAACUGGGAUAA